CUUUUUCACUGACUGAGUGAAGUUACAGAACAUCAGCAAACACAAACAUGCAGCAGAUUGUUCAGGUCAGUGUGGUUCUGCUGAACGUUGUCUGGAUUCUCUUAUUUUUAACUCUGGAUCCAGAUUUCUCAGUGUUUGUUCAGAGGAGAAGCAGCAGCUCUGAUGAGGAGAUGUUUAUGAGGGAGUUUUGCCUUCAGCCUAGCUCUGAUAGAAACUGGACAUCUAUAAUACCUUCAGUUGAAGAAAUCAACAACAUCACAGAACUCCCCUUGAAUGACAGGAGGAAAAUACCACACAAUGAAGAAUCUAACUCAGGUGACAAGUUUCCCACAUGUUCUCCACCUCAGCACAGUCCUGAUCAAAUGACAUCAUCAGACCCAUUAAGCAGAAAAUCCACCUCUGAUCUCUCAGACCUGAACAAGAACAUACUGAACCAACCCAAUCAGCAGGAAAUCAACCUGAGCCCUGUCAUACCUGGACCAGCAAGUGCAACCUUUCUUGAUGUCUGCUGCUUUAAAUUGUUCCGAAAACCCAUAAACAAAAAUGUCUUCACUUCAUAUUACUUGACUGGUCCCCCCCGCUGUCUCUUGACUGCAGCUAUUUUAAAAACAAAAAGGUCAUACCACAUCUGCGUGGAUCCAAAUCAACCCUGGGUGAAGAGGAUUCUUAAUCUUCUGGUGAAAAGAUCCUUUUAAAGGAGGCUCCUGACCAGUUUGAUCCAGUCUCCAGUUCCUGGCUACUUCUGAACCAAGUAUGCCCCUGACUUCUGGAUUGAAGUAUUUUGUUUUUUUCUGGAUAAGUCUUCUGGAUUCAAGUUUCCUGUCCGGACUACCUUCUGGCUGACAGCUUCCAGGCUCAACGACGAACCGGCUCAAGUCAUCAGCAAACCCUGUUCACCCCCCAAUGUGCUCUGAGGCAAGCUUCUUCACCAGUUCUCCUCUCCAUCACCCAGCCCUUCAUGGAUGCUGAAGAAACCAAGCUUCCUAGAAACUUCUUUGUGCCUCAAAGCCCAAUUCUCCUGGAUAAACUUAUCUCACCAAAGCCACUCCUGUGCAGAGCUCCCAGACUCCACAUCUCCAUUCCCCCUGGUGGUUCACUUUCUCAUUCCUGUAAGAAAGAAUCUAGCAAAACAAUAAUCACUUACCUUAUUAUUCUAAACUCACCUGUUUCCCUUUUCUCUGUGCUGUUGGCGGGUUCCCGAUUCCGGAUCUUAGAAUUAUUCCCCUGUGUAAAAUAAACAUCUUAAAUCUC
Molecule: messenger RNA, 1251 nt
Organism: Girardinichthys multiradiatus
Lineage: Eukaryota; Metazoa; Chordata; Actinopteri; Cyprinodontiformes; Goodeidae
Exons: 8
Coding region: 48-695 (215 amino acids)
Biological process (GO): G protein-coupled receptor signaling pathway; immune response; cellular response to type II interferon
Cellular component (GO): extracellular region
Molecular function (GO): chemokine activity; CCR chemokine receptor binding
Source: RefSeq, a predicted model, not a curated record